Brassica oleracea var. oleracea is the source of this 1397-nucleotide messenger RNA. RefSeq names its product formate dehydrogenase, mitochondrial-like. Gene Ontology annotation, cellular component: chloroplast; mitochondrion. The record is from RefSeq and is a predicted model, not a curated record. NCBI's taxonomy places the organism in Eukaryota, Viridiplantae, Streptophyta, Magnoliopsida, Brassicales, Brassicaceae. The transcript is spliced from 5 exons. Bases 93 to 1247 code for a protein of 384 amino acids. Gene Ontology annotation, molecular function: oxidoreductase activity, acting on the CH-OH group of donors, NAD or NADP as acceptor; NAD binding; formate dehydrogenase (NAD+) activity.
GUGUCUUCUCCUUCCCUUUAGUAAGUCUACCAAGGAAGUAACCAAAUUGAUAAUAAACUCUUUUUAAACUCUUCAGAGCUGAUCUACUGAGAAUGAUGGCUAUGCGACGUUUCACCGGAGCAGCGAUUAGAGCCUGUUCUUCCUCUUCGUCUUCUGGCUACUUUGCUCGCCACCUUCAUGCUUCUUCUGGUGAGAGCAAAAAGAUUGUUGGAGUUUUCUACAAGGCCAACGAAUACGCUUCCAAGAACCCUAACUUCCUCGGCUGCGUCGAGAACUCCUUAGGAAUCCGCAACUGGCUUGAAUCACAAGGACAUCAGUACAUUGUCACUGACGACAAAGAAGGUCCAGACUGCGAACUUGAGAAGCACAUCCCGGAUCUCCAUGUCUUGAUAUCCACCCCAUUUCACCCGGCUUACGUGACUGCGGAAAGGAUCAAGAAAGCCAAGAACCUGCAGCUUCUCCUCACUGCUGGUAUUGGAUCCGACCACAUUGACCUACAGGCAGCUGCAGCUGCUGGACUGACGGUGGCUGAAGUCACUGGAAGCAACGUGGUCUCGGUAGCAGAAGAUGAGCUGAUGAGAAUCCUGAUCCUCAUGCGCAACUUUGUACCGGGGUACAACCAGGUCGUUAAUGGGGAAUGGAACGUUGCGGGGAUUGCGUAUAGAGCGUAUGAUCUUGAAGGGAAGACGAUAGGAACCGUAGGAGCUGGAAGAAUCGGGAAGCUUUUGCUUCAGCGGUUGAAACCAUUCGGGUGCAACUUAUUGUACCAUGACAGGCUUCAGAUGGAGCCUGAGCUGGAGAAAGAGAUUGGUGCUAACUACGUUGAGAACUUGAAUGAAAUGCUUCCUAAGUGUGAUGUUGUGGUUCUUAACAUGCCUCUCACGGAGAAGACAAGAGGAAUGUUCAACAAAGAGAUGAUAGGGAAAAUGAAGAAGGGAGUUUUGAUAGUGAACAAUGCAAGAGGAGCCAUCAUGGACAGGCAAGCUGUGGUGGAAGCGAUGGAGAGUGGACAGAUCGGAGGGUAUAGCGGAGACGUUUGGGACCCACAGCCAGCACCUAAGGACCAUCCAUGGCGUUACAUGCCUAACCAAGCCAUGACCCCUCACAUCUCUGGCACCACCAUGGAUGCACAGAUACGUUAUGCGGCGGGGACGAAAGACAUGUUGGAGAAGUACUUCAAGGGAGAAGACUUCCUUGCUCAGAAUUACAUUGUCAAGGAUGGUGUGAUUGCUCCUCAGUACAUGUAAGCAGUUUUUUUCAACUUUCAAGUCUUGUAAGCUGUAUCCAAAGGACACAAGCUUACAAUGAACCAAAUAAAUUCUCAAUAAGUUGUCCCUUUUUCCAUUUGAAAAAAAAAUUGUAAUAAGACAUGUAAUGUAACGUACGUUAUGAUUUCA